UUUGGUCACUCAUGAUUACACGGCUCCGGGCACGGCCUUUGCUUUCAUUUGCUCAGCGAUGCUGCGUAGUCCUUCCGAGUCGUUCAGUACACGCCAUUCAUGGCCGACCUUGCCUCAGACUGGGCCCUGGGCCGCGACUCCCAGCCACGCGACCUUCACUGCUCCAUUCCGUAUAUGCGCGGACAAGGAGCUACUCCGAUGAUUUGAGUAGCAGGCUCGAAACGGAUGGGAUCCCGCUGCGUCAUUCUGGGCCAACAACAGCAGCACUGGUGUCAUAUGCGGAAGGCAACUGGCCCAAACCCGACACCGUCCCGGAAGGAUGGAGCACAUCCUGGAAAGACUGGGAAUACCUCCUCACGUUCUUCGCAUACAGCCCGUACUACUUGCGUCUCCCGCAGAUCGAAAUGCUCGUCAACAUCAAGCACGCGAUUCCGGGCAAUGUGCGGCCCGUGAUGUACUCCAAAGCUCGCGAUGCGAUGAUCUUCCUGGUGGAUAUCUACACAGGCGAGGAAGGAACCGGAGGGACGACCGUCUUUCUUCUCAACUGCAGGACGAAUAAGCUGUUUACAUACCAGCCCGCCGACCGAACCAAGGUGCCGCAAAACGUGAUGGGACUGCUAGAGCUCAUAGCCGGCCUGUCUGACCUCGAGGCUGCACCAAUGAUCCAGCUUGAAGCAGACAAGGAUGGGUCUGCUGUGUUACAGCGCCCGACCACACCGGAGGAGGAGAUGAUGAAUCCAGACGAGGAGCGCAAAGGCAUGUUGAUGAGGCUCGAGGAGGCCAUCGCAAAUGUGCGAGCUUUCAUCGUACAGGCAGAAGCUGAGCUGAGCGUCGAUGAAAUUGAACUGGCCAAGUUGAAAGAGCAGGGCAUGGUGCUGCCUGCGAAGGAGGGAUACCAGCUGGAUGAAAAUGCCCAUGCGCAAUUCCGCCAGUCUUUGGUUGAGGCUAAAGAGAAGCUGGCGGAGUUGGAAAAUUUGCGCGCGGAGCGAUUCUCGUAG
Mycena citricolor is the source of this 998-nucleotide messenger RNA. NCBI's taxonomy places the organism in Eukaryota, Fungi, Basidiomycota, Agaricomycetes, Agaricales, Mycenaceae. The record is from the annotation of a GenBank genome assembly.